AUGUUGAAGUACUUCAAUGAGAACAUAUCCCUAGCGCUCCAGGAGAGGUACAGGGACCUCCAUGAGUAUCGGAAGGCGGAAGUAGAGGACUCACCGAGGGAGGCGAAAGUACCGAAAAUAGCGGAGGAAGGCGAGGCGGUCGGCGGCGAGGGCGCGUUCGAGCCGGGCGCCGCGCCGCCGUUUCCCCGGCUCCUGGAGGCGCCCAAGGAGGAGGAGAGCUUUGUGGCCAGCUGGCUGCACAACUCGUUCAAGAUGACGGCGGCUGAGGGUAACGAAGCGGCCGCUGGGGGUAGUGCACUAGACCUUCGCGCUGCACCUCUCUCACUGCACAUACCAGCAUUACAGACCGAUGCUCAGCGGUUCAAGAUGCAGGACUUCUGGAACAGAAGCCGACCAGGGUCCCCAACUCAGGAGUCCGUGGAGCACACCCAGCCCGGUCCAGCGCCCCCCACACCACAGCCCUCCGCCACACCUGACCACAAGAUCAUGACGGAGAAACUCGUUAGUGAAAUUCAGCAACAACAGCAAUCACCAUCCGCAGAUUCAACGAUGAGCGAGCGAUCCCUUGUGCCUUUCGCGCUGCCGCAUCAGUCUCCGUCCGGGGACGCCCCGCUGGGCGACCGCAACGUGCUUCCCUUCGCUUUGGUAAAUUUCCUGAAUAGCCUGAAUAUCGAUCAGCAAGCGAGAUCCGGCCAGAGUAUAAGCGAGAGAACGCUCGAAGAAUGCUGGUCGACACUUCAGCGAAUCUUCAUGCACAAGAACGCAAUGCAGAUGCACGCGAGAGAGCUCCAACGAGGGCUCGGGGGAGAGGUGAAGCCUCACCAAUGCCAGCAGUGUUUGAAAUCGUUUAGCUCCAAUCACCAGCUCGUCCAGCAUAUCAGGGUCCAUACGGGAGAGAAACCUUAUAAGUGCUCGUAUUGUGAUCGACGGUUCAAGCAGCUUAGCCACGUCCAACAGCACACCAGGUUACAUACAGGUGAACGACCGUACAAAUGCCACCUACCAGACUGUGGUAGAGCCUUCAUCCAGCUGUCCAACCUCCAGCAGCAUCUGAGGAACCAUGACGCUCAAGUGGAAAGGGCUAAAAACAGACCCUUUCAUUGCAAUAUAUGUGGCAAGGGCUUUGCUACAGAGAGCAGUCUUAGAACACAUACCGCAAAGGAGCUUCAGCUGCACCUUGGUGUUUUGCAGCAACACGCGGCACUAAUGAUAGGUGGCGCCACCGCUACACCAUGCCCAAUAUGCCACAAAGUCGUUUUCGGGGGCGAAGCCCUAGUCGAACAUAUGAAGAACACGCAUAAGGACCCGAACGCGUCCGGCGUUGCGAGUCCGCCCGCCACAUCACCGUACCCGGCGCAAGCUAAACCUGUUGAUCCUUAUGUAGCGAAGCGGCGAACUGCGAACCAUCCGUGUCCAGUGUGUGGGAAGCAUUAUGUUAACGAGGGUUCCUUGAGGAAGCACCUUGCCUGCCAUCCAGAGACCCAACUCACCAGCGGUUUGAGAAUGUGGCCCUGUUCCGUCUGCCAGGCCGUGUUUACACAUGAAAGCGGUCUUCUCUCUCACAUGGAGCAUAUGAGAAUGGAACCUAAACAUCAGUUCGCUGCUCAGUAUGUCCUAUCACGAGCAGCGGCAGAGAGACGAGAGAGAGACAUCAUCGCAGCGGUCUCAGCCUCCGCAGGAGGGUCCGGUCUUCUAAACUUAGCUCCCCCAUCACCAGCUCACUCCGACUCAUCAUCAAACGGCCGCCUAUCAUCGUCAGCGGGAUCCGAAGCUGGAGCUGCGGUAAAUAAACUUUCUGAUUUAUUACGUUCAGCAAACAACGGUCACCAGGCGUACGGUGAUGAGAGAGUGGCGGCAAUCGCUGCUGCUGCCGCUAAUAUGAUGGCUCAACCCGGUGAAGGAGCGAAUGCGGUACAAGUAGCCGCCGCUAAUUUAGUUACAGCGAUGCGUCAACAGUUAGCCAGAGAACCAGUACCACCCCCAGAAACACCGCCCGCUCCUACAGAAGCAGCCCUUAGAAUCCAACAAGCUGAAGCAUUGUUACGAAGUCAGGCUGAAGCGUUAAGACUAGCGGUAUCUCAAGCUGCGGCCGCACAUAACAAUGAAAGUCCGAGUCCUCUAAGACACAACGGUGGCUUCCCUCCUACGAACGACGCGAGUGGGCAAUUAUCUCCUGAACUGGUUGAAGCUUUUCGAAUCGCUCAAGAGGAGAGAUUGCAACAAGCUCUACGGUUACAUGACCCGAGGAUGUUGGGCUUUAAUCUUCCAUCUCCGGUGCAAGCGGCUCAACAAGCGGCUCAGCAGGCUGUCGCAGCUCAGCAAGUGGCUCAGGCUCAGGCUCAAGCUCAGGCUCAGGCUCAGGCGGCGCAAGCGGCUCAGGCAGCUCAGGCAGCUCAAGCCGCCCAGCAAGUUGUACAACAACAGCAGCAAAUGCAGCAAGCGGCUCAAGCGGCUCAAGCUGCUCAGGCAGCUCAAGCGGCUCAGGCGGCUCAGGCGGCUCAAGCGGCUCAAGCGGCUCAGCAAGCCGCCCAACAAGCUGUCCACCUCCAACAAAAUCCUCAGCCAUGAAAAUUCAGCUAUUACUAAUCCGAUGCGAUUUCGGUAGGACACACCUUAUCGCAAAAUAUUUAUA
Molecule: messenger RNA, 2632 nt
Organism: Melitaea cinxia (Glanville fritillary)
Lineage: Eukaryota; Metazoa; Arthropoda; Insecta; Lepidoptera; Nymphalidae
Product: zinc finger protein 408-like
Exons: 9
Coding region: 1-2568 (855 amino acids)
Cellular component (GO): nucleus
Source: RefSeq, a predicted model, not a curated record